AUGAACAGAAGCUCAAGUCUAUUACAGGUGUGGCAAAAGCCAUCGUCAUCUAUACUGUUAAGGCGCUCAAUUUUCUAUAAAGGUUUAAUUUUUGUGCCCAAAAAGAUUAUGUACCCAACUUUCUGCUUCUGCAAGCAAAUGCAGACCACUGUCUAUGAAAAUGUGCAUGGAGGCUAUAUUACAACUGUAGUAACCAAACAAACAAGAGAAGUAAAGGAAAAAGCAAUAGCUCCAAUCGAAGCUAUCGGUGCAUUUCAGAAACUUCCAAUGUUUGUCAUUUACAAGGAAAUACGGGAGAGAUUCCCCGACCAUCUUUGGCUUGAUGUUGUCUCUAAAUGUGAUCUGCUUCAAGAGUCUCCUGUUGUCUUCAUCCCGGAAGAUGGUAAUGUCGAUCAUCUGGAGCUGGCGAAGUAUCGUGAGGUGGGACCUGAUGGAGCUUUACGUGUAUCAGUUAAGAGUGAAGUUAGUACUGAUGAGUUAAAACGUAGAGUGCAUGAUCUGCUGCUUUCUCAGUCGAUGAGGAUCAAGAGCCAAAAGAACAAUCAAAAAAGUCUUGAAGUCCCGAGCUAG
Molecule: messenger RNA, 570 nt
Organism: Fraxinus pennsylvanica
Lineage: Eukaryota; Viridiplantae; Streptophyta; Magnoliopsida; Lamiales; Oleaceae
Source: the annotation of a GenBank genome assembly